AUGAACAGCCAGCACAGCAAGGAGCGUUGGGUCUGCGACGAGUGCACUUUUGAGAGUGCUCAAGACGACGAAUUCAUCUUUGACAAUCAACAGCGCUGGGAGAGCCAUAUGAGAUCUUCCCACCAGUGCUCCGAUGAUCUUCUGACAUUCCUUGGCAGCAUGAGCAAGAGAACACUUUCUGAGUUGGCGGAGUGUCCUCUUUGCAAGCGGCCGCCUCGGCGCAUGAGGCCAGAUCAAGACGACCACAUCGCCGAGCAUCUGCAUUCAUGGGCGUUGAGAGCUCUUCCGUGGAACCUGAGCCCCAACGACGAAGUGUCCUGUGAUUCUCCCAACGCGGGUUCUGGCAGCGAAAUUGCGAGAAGUGACAUGGUAGAAGACGAAGACAAUAGCAAGGCUGCAACGAUAUCAGAGACAAUCGAGCGUGAGAUCACUCACUGGAAACACGAGAAUCACAUCCCAGUCGGUCAGCGUUCAAACCGACUUCACACCCUAACCAAUGACCUUCGAGAUAUUCUCUUGAAAUGGAUAGCUCGAACUCGACUUGAUACGCAGAACGAGAAGGUCCUACACCACCUCAUGAGUAUCAACCAGACCAGGGCCCAGCUUUAUUGUGCGUCGCAGGCAGACAUGGAGGGAAAUGAAUUCACUGCGCAACAACUGGACGAUAUAGAGGCUAAUCUGUGCGAGACCAUCGAACUUGGCAUAGAAUACAUGAACGAGGCAUUCGGAGAAGAAGACCGAAACCGAGCCCCGGACCCUGGACCCUCCCAUGAUUCCGUCAAGGCAUUCGGCGAAGAAGAUCGAAACCGAGGCCCGGACCCUGGGCCCUCUCAUCGUUCCGUCAGGGCAUUCGGCGAAGAAGACCGAAACCAAGGCCCAGACCCCGGACCCUCCCAUCAUUCCGUCAAGCCUGCUACCAAGGCCAAGUCCAGCUCCAGCUCCCGCUCCAGAAUAGGUUUGAGCUUCAUCUUCGUGGUAAACAGGCUAGCGUUCUACGAUCCAGACUCACCACUCGAUUGGUGCAGGGACAAGUGGAUGAAUGUCUUGCCGCCGAAAGACCUCUUUGGAUACAGUACGGAAUACCCAAGCCGCGUGAUGAGAUAUUACGAUGGAGCGGUGACUCCGGCUGACGACUACAUCUGGUACCGCCCCAACUGGAACCAGCCGGGAUACAUACUCCAGGACGCGGGGGAUGGGGUCAUGAUCCACGCAACGGAUGUCAGUUCACGUGCCGUGUUCGCGUGCAACCCCCAUUUGCCGAUAGUGGUGAUACCCGAGGACCCGACGACGAACGUCUUAUCAAAUCAGAAGAAGAUUAUGCACGCGCUUCACUUUGCCCACACACAUAAUGCGGAGGGCAUAUCAUUCGCUACGAUGGGUAUGGACCAUGUUCCGCCUUCAUGGGACAUGCUUGUGAGGCACCUUAAUGGGCGAGGGUCGCGCCUGAUUCCAAGCCUUGUGCCACCUACAUACGCGCCGUCGAGUCCACCGGCGCGGCAAUCGCGAGGACUCGCCGGUGACCUAGGUGUUCUCUUAGGGAUGAUGGCAUUCAGUCGGGAAAACGUUGAUGAAGUCUUCUUGGGCAGGCACGCCCUGUGGCGAAGCAGGGUCUGGCUCGGCGGUGACCGUUCUCCUAAGCUCUACCCAAAGGAUGUCGUCACUCCCCCGGUCGGGUUCUUAGUCGUUAUUUGUCUGGACCCAGAGAACCCGGAGUCGACACCCGAGCGGCUGCACGACUUUCAGUGGGGUGGGAGCACCAUCGUGAAGGAGCCGAGCUCGUCGAGCUCGUCGCGGCGAUGACUAGUAAUGUUGCUGUUUUCGCGCCCUCCUUCGCCUUGGAGAACGUAAGACCUGAC
Purpureocillium takamizusanense is the source of this 1856-nucleotide messenger RNA. RefSeq lists its product as uncharacterized. The record is from RefSeq and is a predicted model, not a curated record. Lineage: Eukaryota; Fungi; Ascomycota; Sordariomycetes; Hypocreales; Ophiocordycipitaceae. The coding region runs from base 1 to 1800 and encodes 599 amino acids. The transcript has 2 exons.